This is a messenger RNA of Purpureocillium lilacinum, 1266 nucleotides long. NCBI's taxonomy places the organism in Eukaryota, Fungi, Ascomycota, Sordariomycetes, Hypocreales, Ophiocordycipitaceae. The record is from RefSeq and is a predicted model, not a curated record.
AUGGACGUCUCCACGAGAAACGGAGCCGUCGCCGCCACGGCCGUCUUCACGGCGCUGCAGGUCGCCGCCACGGGCCUCUGCGUCUACCUGCAGUCCUCCCGCGCGGCCGGCUACCUGCGCUUCUACGCCGUCAUCCCGUUUGGCAUCUACGGCGGGUUCUCGAUACAAAUGUCGUUUAAGCAGAGGUAUGGCCCCGACGGGGCGACGUCUCGGCUUGGGCCCGUUUGGGUGAGCCAGGGCAUUCAUGGACUUGUGGGCAUAUUCCUCAUACCGUGGGCUUUCAUCGGCUUCUACGUCGUCAGAAGGUUGAGAAGGUGGGUGGUGUACAAAUCGGCGUGGGACUGGGACGAGCGCAUGCAAUGGAGCGCCAACUUUUACCUCGCAUUCCUGGACGCCUGCUACGCCGCCUGCAUCAUCACCGCCGUCGUCUUUGGCUCCCGCUUCACGCCAUGGAACUAUAGCCGCUGCGACGAAUACCGCGUUUACGAUUCAUGGCCGAUCCAGAGAGACGGCGGGAACGAUGACUGCCGCCAGAUGUUGACGUCUCAGAUCAUGGCCGUCCUGGUCUUGCUCGUUCUCGGCGCCCAAUUCACCCUCAUCAUCCCCGUCGCCUCCCUCCCCAGCACCCUCCGCGCCCCCCUAUUCUACUUCUACCGCUUCCUCCGCCUCCGUCGCCCCGCGGCUACACAUCAUCCUCCCCCAUCACACGCAUGGCAACACGACGACGUCUCCGAAAAGGCACCCCUGCUUCUCCCCGAAAGGGCAUCGCUGGAGACGGCGUUUCGACACGACGCCAUCGCCACGUCGCUCGCCAGGUACAUGCACUUUGACGACGUGGCCAACGUCUCCCGCACGUCCAAGGCCAUGAGCCGCGCCGUCUUCGCGCCUUCUGUGGCCAACGCCGCCGACGACGACGACAGCUGCCGCCGCGGCCGUGAUGCUGCGGCUGUGGCGCGUCUCGAUAUGCUCUGCGAGGCGACGUGCAGUGACAGCGGCGGCGGAUCGUUGAAGAGCGAGUGCUGGGCUUGCGCCAAGGUCAUAUGCGAGGGCUGCCACUCGCAACGCACACACCUCACCGAACCGCGCACAACCGCCCACCUAACAAAAUGCCACGCUCUCUGCACACGCUGCUACAUCCGCCGGCCCGGCGCCCGCCCCGCCCCGUUCCUCGGCUCGUGGAACCCAGACGACCUGGCAGCGCAGCACGGCAUCGCGUGCAAGAGGCUCAUCCUCAAGGCCAAGACGCCGCUGAGGUGGUGCGCGUGA